Messenger RNA from Poecilia latipinna (sailfin molly), 645 nucleotides. It is a transcript of the gene mplkip, whose product is annotated as M-phase specific PLK1 interacting protein. Lineage: Eukaryota; Metazoa; Chordata; Actinopteri; Cyprinodontiformes; Poeciliidae. The record is from RefSeq and is a predicted model, not a curated record.
GCUCCCUGCAGGUCAAUGCUCCACCGCCAGUGCGCUGCAAGCUUCAACGGAGCCGUGUGUUUCCGGUUCCGGUCCACAUUCUGUUCGGUUUUAGCCAGGUUCCUGCUGGUUCUGCUCUACGCUGAGAUGCGCCGAGCUCCGGUUGGAUCUCAGCGGAGCCCCGGUGCUCCUCGGACGGCUUCAGACUGGACUUUCCCCGGAGUUCGGUCUCCGUUCGGAGGUUCUCCUCAGCGCCGAGGGGCAGCCUUCUCUCCCCGGUUCUCCCCCGGGUUCAGCAGAGGAACUACGGACGGGUCACCGGCGCAUUUCAGCGGCGAGAGCCGGGGGUUCGGGUUCCGGCGGCCCCAAUCCUUCAGUCCUUCAGGAGCUCCGAACCUGCAGCCCAGAGACGUUCCGGUGGAGAGGUAUUUCAGUCCCUCCAUGCUGCAGGAUCCCUGGAGGACGCUGCAGCCUGUCACACCUGAAGCUGCGGCCAGGACCACCUGAGCAGCUGAGCCAAUCAGAGCACAGAACCAAUCAGAACCCAGACGAGCAACCUCUGUGUUGCUCGAAGUUUGACUUCUGUCCAAUCAUUUUUAACCUUUUGGUUACUUUUGUUUUUACUGAUAAACUUUUUCUUUUUAUAUUUUAAUAAAAGCUAAAAAC